Messenger RNA from Ipomoea triloba (trilobed morning glory), 1083 nucleotides. RefSeq names its product protein RKD2-like. NCBI's taxonomy places the organism in Eukaryota, Viridiplantae, Streptophyta, Magnoliopsida, Solanales, Convolvulaceae. The record is from RefSeq and is a predicted model, not a curated record. Gene Ontology annotation, molecular function: DNA-binding transcription factor activity. The transcript is spliced from 5 exons. The coding region runs from base 1 to 1083 and encodes 360 amino acids.
AUGGAAACCCAUUCUUCUUCUUCUUCAUCCAUGUAUGAUGUGAAAAUGAUGCCCAAACAAGAAUAUGGAGAUGAUUUUGAGUCAUUUACCCAGCAGAUUGACUGUCCACUUCUUGAUUAUGAUUAUUUCAGUGGAUACUCAGAAUACUCUCUUUGGGAUUACCAUUGUGGGUUUUCAAUGCAAGAGAGUCCUUUUGAGGCAUCCCCAGCAGCAGCUUCAGCAAUGGAACCAUUUGUUAAUGAAGCUCCACUUUAUUCAUCCAUGGAUAUUGAACAAAGCAGCCACAACAUUGUCCAAGUUUUAAAUCUUCAGGCCAGUAGUUACAACCUCAGAAGUGCCUACAAUUCACUGAGGGACUGCAAUUCAUUGUGGGGUUUUGGAAAUGGAUUGGGAGAGUUGAACGGAGCAAUUAGUGAGGAAUUUGGCAUAGGUGCAAAUGAUGUUGAAGCUGAAAACCACACCUUAGUCUCCAAUGGUGGUAGUGAUAAUAUGGAGAUCUCCAAUGGCAGUGUGGAAGACAAUAAGAAGGGUAAGAAAAGUGGGAGUGGGGUUGAAGAGAAAUGUUGCAUUUCCAAAACGUUGAGCAGAGAAACUGUUUCCAACUACUUUUACAUGCCAAUAAGUCAAGCUGCUAAGGAGCUAAAUAUUGGGUUAACGUUGUUGAAGAAAAGAUGCCGGGAACUGGGAAUUCGCCGGUGGCCUCACCGGAAAUUGAUGAGCUUGGAAUCCCUAAUCAAGAAUGUUCAGGAAUUGGGAAAGAACCAAGGGGAGGACAAGAUAAGAGAGGCCAUAAAGGUGUUGGAAAAUGAGAGGAAGCUAUUGUUAAGAACACCAGAUUUGCAGUUGGAUGAGACAACAAAAAGAUUAAGGCAAGCAUGUUUCAAGGCAAACUACAAGAAGAGAAGACUUGUGGGGAUGGUGGAUUCUUCUUCUUCAUCUUCAUCCAAUGCAAACUCUUCUUGUGUUCCCAUUUCUACCCUUGGUUAUGGUUCUAGGGUUGAUGAUAUUGAUGAUGAUGAUGAAGAUGAAGAGAUCAAGUCUCUCAUUUCUGAUUGUUGUCCUUCUAGCAGUGUCUUUCUUUAA